AGUUGAAUUUUUUGGAUAUUACUUAACUGAACUACCCUAUUUACCCGUCAACUUUUCUACAUUAGGAUCAGUACAGUAAUAACCAAAAUAUUCGCCAAAAGAAAAUGGAUUGUAUGAACGCUCUUUGCCAAAUUACCUCUUACGAACAGAAAAUUCAGACUUUAUCUACGAGUUUAGAUGAAACUGCAAUUCAAUUAUCCCCUGAGACGUUUCCUGCAGGUUUUAUAUCAGAUGGUGCUGCCGUUGAAUCUUCCACCUUAGAUUGUCUAUUAAACAAUUGUAUUUUUGGAGUUCGUGAGUCUUGGGAUUGGCUCUGCAGGUUAAACUAUUGUUUACAAAUUCAUUUGAGCAAUAAUGCCUAUUUUCACCAAUUUUAUCACGAAUUACAUCAUAUUCAUCAUGGGUUUAACACCCUUAUCGCUCAUUUGCAAAAAAACUCAUCAAGCUCAAAAAGAAAAGAAUCUCUUGAAGAAUUAGGUUCCAGGAUUAGAGAAGUUACUAAACUCCUCCUAAACUUGCAAAUACGUGUUAACGAUAUGAGACAUAAAGUUUCUAAUCUCGUUCCUGUUCAUGCAAGACAACGUAAACUUGAACAACCUAUUCCGGCUAUGGCUUUAAUAGAUUACGAAAAAGAUGAUAUAAAAUUGGCUGAAAAUGAGUAUGUAAUGAUUGAAGAUAAUACUGGAGAAAAAUGGAAAAUAAGAAAGGAAAAUGGCGUCGUUGCUAUUGUUCCUUCGCUUAUUAUAUUAAUUCCAGCUCCAAAUAAGAGUGCAGUUGAUUUAUCUAAAAGAACAAAUGAUCAAUUACGUUCUUUGUGGAAAACUUCUAUAAAAUCAUUACAAGAUCAGCUUACAGAAAAUUGCAUAGAUUUUUUCAAAUCUCAUCCAGCAACUGAGGCAAAAUUGCUAGUUGAUGAAAAAUUCAAGGGAAAAGUUUUUGGUUACUUAAAUGACAUGGAAGAAGUACUUAGGCCAGUGAAACAAUCUAAACCCUAUGAUAAUAUUAAAAGAGAAUGUAAAACUUGGAGGCAAAACAGUAAAAAUAAUAAUAAAAAACCUACUAAUGCAAAUAACAAAGCAAAUAUGAAGUUAAAAAAUGAUUUUGAAGAUUUAGCAAAAGUUCUAAAAUGUAUGAGGGAUCUUAAAGCCUAUUCGGACGAUAAGAAAUUUCUUAUUAAAGAUAACGAAAGAUCAGCUUACGAACAAGGUCCUAUUGAAGCGAAAUAUGUUGCUAAAGCUUAUGUACAGCAAAUUCCUGACGCUGAUAAACACUGCCUUUUAACUCUGUCGGAGAGAGCACCAAAUUUUGAGACUCCACCGGAAGAAGAAGAUGAACCUAUCGAAUCAGAAAGCGAAGGAAAAGAAAGUGAAAAGAUCAAUCAGCAAACAAUUAAAGAAACUAAACAUUUUAUAAUUGUCGGCGUUAUUCAUCCAAGAACUAAGCAAAGAAUAUCAAUGCACGAAGCAUUGAAUAAGGGAGUUAUUAAUCAAAUACACGGAGUCUAUGUUGACUUUAUGACAAAUAUGAACAUUCCAAUACCUGAAGCUAUGGAUCGAGGCUUAAUCAUUGCUGAAUUUACUGAUUCUCAAACGGAAGUGACACAGAAUGAUAAUUGUGUAAUUACUCUGACGACAACUACCGAAAUUAUAGAUUAUACAGUUUUGUCUGUUACUGAUACGUCGAAAAAUGAAAAAAUUCCAUUGGAAGAAUCGGUUAGGAGGAAAAUUAUCAAUAAAGAAACAUCUGAAUAUUUAAAUUUAAAAACUGGAAAGAAAAUGUCAAUUUCUUCCGCAAUUGAUCAAAAUCUUAUUCAAGUCCUUUCAACAAAAACUAGAGAGCGGCUUGACGAAGCUGAUGCUCCAGAUGUAGCUGAUGAUGUUGUUGAAAAAUAUAUUGAAAUACUUAAAGUGUUUGAUCCAACUCGCAAUUGUUGGAUAAGUUUAAAAGAAGCUAUUGACUCGGGAUUGUUUAAUGAUGAACUUCAAUACAUUGAUAGUUUAAGUAAUGAAUUCCUUCCCUUAUCCGAAGCCAUAGUAAAGGGAAAUGUUAAGGCUCGGAUUGUUAAUGAUCCAGAGGCUUUUGUACUAAAACUAAGCCCAACCUUAAAUGCUGAUUUAUUACAGGCCCUGGAAUCAAAUAAUCCAAGUCGUAUCGCUUUGGAAAUUCUAAAAGAAGAUGGAAAUUUUAAUGCAAACUCAGGCAAAGUUAGAGAUACAAAAAAAGGUCAAUCAAAAACAAUACGGGAAGCGAUUACUAGUGAAAUUCUGCAUUUAGACGAAGUUUCUGUUGAAGAUACUGAAAAAGGAAAGAAACUUACUCUUGUAGAAGCUGCUGUUGAAAAUUUGGUUGACUAUAAAGCUAGUUCUGAAAUAUUGAAUGCAGUUGAAAAACGAUGUUUGGCAAAUGUAGAUUUGAGAUCUAAUUCACCAGAAUGUGUCUAUUUCGAACGUUUAUCUGACGGAAUGAUUUGCUCAGUUGCUUCAGUUGAAGAUGGAAUUUAUUUAGAUGGGAGAAGAUAUUCUCUUGAAGAUGUUAUCAAUUCUCCUUCGAAGCAAAGAAUAAUUAACCCAAAGAUUGAAUCAAAAAAAUUGAAAAAUCGUAUUUCCGGCUUGAGACUUCUUGAUUCUUGUAUGGAUACGUCAGCUGGUGGUAUAAAAGAUACUUUGAACAAGAAAGAACUAACCGUCAAAGACGCUGUCCUAAAGUCUGUUUUGGAUAUUCCACAAUUUACUCAUCAAGAUACGAAAACAGGUAAAAAUAUACCUAUUCACCAAGCCAUUAAAGAGGGGAAAAUUUCUCAAAAAACUGGAUUAAAACUAUUAGACGUUGCCGCUAAAAAUUCUCUAAACGAUUAUAUGAAAAGAACUAAACCGGUAUCUGACACUGAAAGCCCUUUAGAAGCUGUUGCCAAAAAAUUGAACUUUGAAGAUCAUAGCUUUAAGGAUUCUAUUGAUCCUAAAAAUGUUUUUGUUAUGGAUCAGAAUACUGGAGUUGUAAGUUUAGGGUCUCUUGUUGACGACAGACGUUUAGAUACCCAAUUGAAAAAAUAUUAUGAUCCCAAAACUGGUGACUCUCUGUCUCUUGAACAAGCUAUAAGAGCAGGUUUAAUUCAACCCCAGAUAAAACCUGGCGAUUUAGUAGAGAAAACUGUUGUGAUUAGUGAUAUUAUUAACAAUGAAAAAGCCGGUGAUAUUAUAAUUACUCUACCCGACGGUCGUCAAAUGCCAUUAAAAGAAGCUCUUGAAAAAUGUGAAGUAGACAAAAAUUCAAAAUUAAAGAUUGAUUCGAAAAGUGGUAGAGUAGUUGUCGUAGAAGAAGGUGCUACUGCUAGAAAUGUGUCUGAAACCAAAGCUUGGCUAAAUUGGCUUAAUGGUUUAAAAGAUGCCCUAGAUGAAAUUAAAGAUGCCCCUCUGACAACAAUAGAGGAGGAGAAACAGGAAAGUAUAUUACAGGGCGUCCUUUCUGAAUUCGAAGAAAAGAAGAAUAAGCUUGAAGAUUGCAUCAAAGAGUCUCAAAGUCAUCUUGAUUCGGCUGAAAAGAAUAAAGAUCAGCAUCAAUUACAAUACAAUGUGGCAGAGCUGAAAAGAAAUGCUAUGGAUCUUCAAGAACGACUUGCUCUAAGAUCAACUGACAUGGAGAAUUUAAAACAAAUUCGUUUACGUUUUUAUCAAGACACGAACGAUUUGUUGACUUGGUGUGAAAAGAAACAAGAUGAAUUGAAUAAACUAAAAUUAUGCUGUGCUGAUUUGGAGCAUCUCGAAGAUGUUCAAGACUUUAUAGACGGUAUUGGUGGAGAAUGUUUGGAAAAAGCUAACGACCUUCAAUCCCUUAAGAAAGUGGGCAAAACCUAUUCUUCUUUGGCCAAAAGCUAUCAAAGUAACAACAACAAUUCACCUUCGGCAUCGACAAUAAUUGAAAAUGAAAUUGUAAAAGCCCAUUCAUCUUUGGAAAAUGUUGUUUCUCAGUGUAAUAGACUGAGUCAUGAACUCUCUGACGCAGGAUCGAAACAUGAACGCUAUAUUCAACUACGAGAUACACUUGUGGAUAGAAUACCCCGCUUGCAAAAACAAGUUAAUGACUUCUCAUUAACCGAUACAACAGCUAGAAAUGCCGCCAAAUUAUUAGAAAGAUUAAAAGCCGUUACUUCCGAUAUAUUUGCAACCGGAAAAAUGGUUGAGGAUAUUGAAAAAAUUGGUUCAGACCUAUUGAAAAUUCUAAGUGAUUUAGAUUGUGAAAAUACACCAAAAGGUUUAGAAAUUAAGGAAAAUGUUGAAUUGAUUAUUGAUGAGUUUAAUAAAUUAAAAAUAUCGGUUGAUAAUAAACAAGAAGAAUUGGCAAACAUUGUAAAUAAAUCAAGAGAUUCAAAAGCCAAUUUGGAAAAGAUGGAAAAGUGGAUUGACGAUGAAAUAAUAAAUAUUAAGAAUGAUGAAAUAAUAAGUCUUGAUCCUUCUAAACUUUUUGAAGAACAGGAAAAGCUUUCCAUGCUUAAGAAGGAAUGUAUGAAGAGACGAGCAAUUUUAGAUAGUUCAUCUAAAAAUCCAGAUGUAAAAAUUGUAGUAUCACAUUUGGAUAAAAAACUAGAUAAACUUGAUAAUGCUAUCGAUAACAAAAUUUUAAAAGUUGGAGAAUUUUCAAAAAGUGUCAGUUCCAUAUUAGAUGGCUGUUCGAAAAUUGACUUAUGGAUAUCUUCUAUCGUAAAAUCGGUUAAAAGAUCUUCUAAUCCGAGUCAUGAAAAAAUUGACAAGCUAAGAUCGGAAAAAAAUUCUAAACAAGCCGAAAUAGAUAAUAUAAAGAGAGAUGUUAAAAAAUUAACGAACGAUCCGCAAACUCUUGAUGAAGUAUUUAUUACUGAUCCAUCAUCAGCUGCCCAAGCGAAAUUAAAUGAAUUAAGUGACCUUCUGCUACAUUACGCUGCUAUAACUGCUACAGGUCAAAUUGAUGAUCAUCUUAAUCAAUUGGAAGAUAUAGAAACUCAUAUUCAAACUGUUCAACCUAUUUCUCUUGAUCCGGAAAGUUUACAAGAACAAUUGGAUCAACAUGAAAAGGCACACAAAGAAUUACAAGACAGAAAGAAAUCUAUUGAUUCUCUCAUUGAUAUUUGUUCAAAAUUGAUCAGAGAAGCGCCAAGUUCCGAGGAGGAUACUCCGUUAGAAAUGGCUGACAAAAUUGCAGCUUUACAAUCGGAAUGUGACCUUGUUAAUAAGAUGAGUGACGAGAAAUUAUCUACUUUGAGAGAAGCUGUUCCAUUAGCUACUCAUUUUACAGAAUCUUUAUCCAAUUUACAAAAUUGGAUAAAAGAAGUUGAAGGAGAAAUAAAGUGUCUAGAUAUUGAAAAUAUUAAGAAUGCUAAUCCUCAUCAAGUUAAGAAGGUACACGAAAAUGCUAAAAGUCUAUUGCAAUCUUUUGAAGAUAAUAAACCAUUAUUAGAUGGUUGCAUGAAAGAUGGUCAAGAUUUAAUUGAACUCUGUCUUGACGAUGAUGCAAUUGAAUUGAAAAAGGAGCUAGAUAGCGUCUCCAAAAGAUACAAUGAAAAUAAACAAGCUACCAGAGAUAAAUUAAACGAUAUUGAAGAUAUUAUGUCAUCACUAGCCAAUGACUUAUCAGACAAUAUGGAUAAUUUAUCUGAAGAUUUACAUUCUGUUAAAAAUGAUCUUUUGAAUUUAGAACCAAUAUCAGUUAAUACUGAUGCUAUAAAAGAAAGAAUUCUAGGAGCCAAGAAUAUCCUGGACGAUGUCGAUAGAAAGGAAAAAGCAAUUUCAAGUCUUAAGAAUCAAGUGGCGGAUAAUGCUUCAAAUGGUGAACCAGAUAUGAAUUCUUCCUCUGAUGGUUUAAUACCGAAAUUGAAUGACCUGGAAGAUUUUAAGAAUAAACUAAAACUGGAAGGUUCAGCUAAAUUAGAAGAGUAUCAGAAUGCUCUCGGGCUAGUGGAUGAUUAUCAGCAAGCUCAUCUGGAAGCCAUUCAAGUUCUAACUGAAAUUUAUGAAAAUCUUCAAUCUCAAGAUAUCCCUUCAGUCGAACCGGACGUACUUAGAGAACAACAAAAAGAAUUGGAAAUGAUUAAAAGUAAUUUGAUGCCAGCAAAAGAGUUGAUAAAGAAACGAAAAGAUUUGGCAAAUAAGUUAAUAAAGCAAUGCGGAAAUGAAGGAGAAAUGGAAAUAAGGGAAAAUGAAGAGGAAAUUAAAAGUUUAUUGGAAUCAAUUAAUGACGAUUUAACCGAGCGAGAUUAUCAAUUAUCUAGUAACUUGGGAAGAGCAGAUGAUUUUGAGAAUUUAUUAGCGUCCAUAUUGGAAUGGUUACCAAAAUUUGAACAUCAACUAGCUAAGGCUGAUAAUAUAGCCGCUGAUCCUCGUUCUGUUAGAAUUCAAAUUGAAGAAUUAAAAGUUUUAAAAGCACAAAUUUAUCCGAAAUGUUCCGAUAUUCAAGAUCUUAUUCAAUACUCUCAAGAUUUAAGAAAAAUGUCUCCUUUUACGGCUGAAAGCCUACAACCAAAAGUUAAGAAUGUAACUAAGAGAUGGAGUGAUUUAUUAAAGGGAGUAAAUGAUAGAGAAGGAAAACUUAAAGAUUCUCUUGUUGCAAUUGGGGAAUUAGACCACUCUUUAGAUGAUAUACUUGGCCAAUUACAACAAACGGAGGCCGAUCUGCAAGAGAUGGGAGAUGUUUACGGAGAUCCUAGACACAUCGAAAGUCAAUUAAGAAAGCUACGAAUUAUCGAUACCGAAUUGAAAACGACUGUAAAAACUUUACCAAAACUUCAAAAGGCGAUCGAUGAUAUUUCAAAGAGCUCUGGUCAAAAAUCUCCUAAAGUUAUGGAGAAAAUGGAUGAAAUUAAAGACUGUCUAAAAAUUGUUCAAUCUGAACUUCGAAAUAAACGUAAUAAUCUUCAAGAUACACUCAGGGAAAUAAAGUGCUAUUUGGGAGAUGUCGAUGAUUACUUACGUCUAUUAGCUGAAAUAAGGUUUAAUUUAAAGACGAAUUCUCCCCUCGGUGCAACCCUUGAAGGAGCUGAAAGACAAGCAGCCAAUUUCGAGAAAAUGUUUCAAAACUUACGCAAAAGAGAUAUUGAAGUUGAAGCUAUCUUGUUAAGAGGUAGCGAUAUUCUAGAUAGGUGUAACAAAAAAGAUGGGAAACAAAUUAAGGAAAGUAUGAAUAGAUUAAGGAAAAGUAUGUACGAUACAAGAGAUAAGGCGGAAAGGAGACGUAUUAAAAUAGAAGAGCAUCUGGAAAAUGUUAGAAGAUUCUAUUUAAAUCUCGAAAUUCAUACUGGAUGGUUAGAUAAGACUGAAUUACAUUUAAAGAGUCUUAAACAUCCAAGUAAACUUGUUGAGAGAUGUGGCGAACAGAUUCUAGAGCACGAAUCUUUUAAAAGAGAUAUAGAAACUCAUAGAGAUGUGAUGCAAAAUUUGGAUCAAUCUGGAACUUACUUAAAAUACUUUGGUAGAAAAGCCGAUACUAUUAGAGUAAAGAAUCUAUUAAUAGAAAUUCGCUUGAGAUGGAAAAAACUUGUUAGGAAAGCGGAUGAAAGAGGUAGGAGAUUGCAACAAGCUUUUCAAGAAGACAAGAGAUUUGAUGACUCGUGGCGCCAUCUUUGCGAUUGGAUAAGUGAUAGCGAAGAUAAAUUACGACAAUUUGCAUCAAACACAUCCGUAAUGAGCGGAAAUGGCAAAGAAGAUUCAAGGGAAAACACAAAAGAAAGCGAAAAAAUCCUUAAGCAUUUUCAACACGAACUCUCUUCUAUACACCCUGUGUAUUAUUCGACUAUGAGAUUAGGACGAAGUCUUAAGGAACGUUGUACAAAAGAAGAUCCCGAACGUAAAGUACUCUCUGCUAUGCUGGAAGAAUUGAAAAACAAGUGGUCUAUAAUAAGAUCUAUUGCUGCUCAAAGGCAAAACAAGUUGGACGAAGCGCUUUUAAAUUCGGGCCGAAUUGAGGAUGCAAUGUCGUCCUUGGCAGAUUGGUUGAGUAAAGCCGAAGCUUAUCUAGCUCCUGAUCAACCAACGAUGGGCGACUUAGAAACUGUUUCUAUACUUGUUGAGCAUCAUAAAGCUUUCGAAGAGGAACUCGAAACUAAAGAAAGCGUUGUAAGUGCAUUACAAGCUCUUCCCGAUUUAGAUGAAAGCUUAAAAGCAAAAUUGGAUGAUCUUGCCGAAGCAUGGAAAAGGGUUAAAGCACUAAGUCGAGUUAGAGUUGAAAAACUGAAAGACGCAGUUAGAAUGGCUGAAGAUUUAAACGAAACGGUUCAAAAAGUUCGAGAUUGGUUGCCUAGAGUGGAGCACGAGUUAAAAUUUAAAACUUUACCUGAUGACGAAAAUGCAAUUAUUACGUUAAUGGAUAAUCAUGAAAAACUCAGGGAAGAGUUGAAAACUGAGGAGGCUCAGAUAGAGAGAAUUCGUGAUAUGACAAUAAGAAUCUUGGAAAAUUGUCAUCCGAAUGCUGUUCGUUGUAUAAAAUAUUUUCUAACAAUUACCAGUACAAGAUGGGACCAGGCGAUAUCAAGAUGUGCUCAGAGAUCAAGUAGAUUACAGGAAGCUUUAAGAGCUGUUCGAGGAAAUGCCGCAAUAGUUGCCGAAUUAUUGGCUUGGGUUAGUGAGACACAAACUUUCCUAGCUACAAAAGAAAAAGACACAAUUCCCCAAGAUUUAACAGUUGUUGAGGCACUCUUAAAAGAACAUAUGGAAUUACAUGACGAAUUGUCAAUGAAACAACCCGAAGUUGAAAAAGCUACGAAAUUAUCUGUUUCUGGAGAUGUUAGAGUAAUUUUGGGUAGUAGCAAAACGUUGCAUACAGAUUGGGAAAGUCCAUCGCAAAGAGCCCUUCUAUUAGCCAACAAGUGGAGAGCCGUUUGGAGAAUAUCAGUUGACCGAAAGAAAAGAUUACAAGAUUGCCUUGAUGCAUUAAUAGAAUUGGAAAGCUUUAAGAAUUUCGAUUUUGAUUUAUGGAGGAAAAGAUAUAUAAACUGGAUAAAAGCGCAAAAGUUAAGGAUCACUGACUUUUUUAGAAGACAAGAUAAAAAAGGAGACGGUUUAUUAAGUAAAGCAGAUUUUGUCGAUGGAAUGAUGGCUUCUAAAUUUCCUACCAAUCGAACGGAAUUGAACGCUGUUUUCGAUAUUUUCGAUCGGGAUCAUUCAGGCGAAUUAGAUUAUACGGAAUUUAUCGAGGCACUCAGACCUGAUAGGAUCAGACGAUCCUUCGUAUAUUCCACAUUGGAAACUAAGAGACGAUUGUCUAUGAUAAGACGUAAAUUAUAUACCCCGUUUGAGGAUAGAAAAUCAAAAAUUCCCGUUAAAACAACAGACAAAAAUUUUGAGCGAACAUUUUCGAAAAAACGUCAAACGGAUGCUGAACUUGUUCACGAUGAAAUUGAACAACAAGUAGUUAGAUGUCAAUGUAGAAGGCCUAUGAGAGUUGACAAAAUUGGAGAUGGAAAAUAUAAGUUUGGAGAAAAGCAAAAGAUUUGCUUAGUGAGAUUUUUAAACAAUACUGUUAUGGUACGAGUAGGAGGUGGAUGGGUCACUCUUGCAGAAUAUUUAGAACAAAAUGAUCCUUGCAGAUCUAAUAAAAUUACUUCGGAACUUCGUGAAAGUUUCGUUCUUCCUAAUGGUUCUUCUCAGACUAGAUCAUCUUUUACUCCAAAAAGACAAUCUAGCACUCCGAGAAGUGGGUAUAGUUCCGGAUCUGGAACGCCUACUAAUUUAAGUCGUGCUGGAAGUACAACUAGUUUAAGUAGUGGAAAUAGACGUUUUUCUACUCCAGUUUCUCUAACAUCUAAUCAAAGAUUAGCGAAAUCCUGCGCAAAUCUUAAUACUUCUCCAAUUGCUGUGAAAAGAACAUUUUCGAAUGAUGAGCGAAAAAAUUCUAGACAGUUUGGUUUGUGUUUCCUUUCUGCUCUUAAUUUCCUAUUGUUUUGUUAUUUUAUUUAGUAUAAUUUAACAGUUUUUACAAAAUUUCAAUUAAUUUUCCUUAAACAUUUUAGCUAUAAACGAAAAAAAAAUGUAGAUCAUUUAUGCUAUCUUUUCUAAACUAUUAGUCCUUUUCUAUAAAAACUCUACCUUCUAGGGUCUGCCUCCAACUUGACUUCAUCAUCAAAGUACAGCCCUAUUAGCAACCAGUCAACACCCCUUUCAUCAAGGGGUACUCCCAGGACAUCAAUUUCUACCACAAAAAGCCCGGGAAGUAAUAAAUCUAAUGACAAACCACCAUUAUCCUCCAGACUUAAUCAAAGCCAAACUCGGCAUUCUAUUUCCGGAACCCCAAGAAAAGUGAAGAGUAAUCAAAAAGUUUGAGAAAAAGACAUUUAAAAUGAAAAAAAUACUUUAUUUUGUAUAAGCCUAGUUUUUAUUAUUUUCCUUAUACUUUCCCUUUGUUAUAUAAGUUAUAAGCAUUUAUUUUGAUCCGUAUUAAGUUGUUUAGAGCAUGCUAAUCCUCUUUAUUCUACAUUUAUAGCUCAUCAUGUUUGACUUGUUUAUUCUUUUUUCCUUUUGCAAUGUUUUGGACGGGUCCGUUUUAGAGUCAAAGAUUUAUAAUAAACUUCUAUUUAAAAAAAUAAGCAUAUUAAAU
This is a messenger RNA of Dimorphilus gyrociliatus, 10554 nucleotides long. NCBI's taxonomy places the organism in Eukaryota, Metazoa, Annelida, Polychaeta, Dinophilidae. The record is from the annotation of a GenBank genome assembly.